UAUUAUACGUUGUCGAAGACGUAAAACGUGUGCAUUGGAUCUUUGUUGCUUCUCUGCAGGUUUUGUAUAGCAUGCAGAAGCGUUUCUAUUAACUACGAAUAUCCACUCUUUUCCAAAAGUAAUUUGCUAAAUUCUCAAUUCUUUAGUCUAAAUCGAAUUUUGCUGUGACAAAGAAUUGUAGCAAUGAGCGAGAAGGAGGUUCUCCUGACCCAAAUUACUGCCCAGGGAGACGUCGUCCGUAAGCUGAAGUCUGCCGCCGCAGAAAAAUCUCAGUAAACGAAUCGUAAAAGUACAAGUCAAUCACCUAUUGCAAAAUCGAAAAGAAAGCCACCGAAUACGAAUAGACAAAUAACAAGGAAAAAAAACUCAUCACCGGCCCUCGACACGCACGGCGACGAAAAUCAAUUUUUGGUGUGGAAGCGGAAGCGUAAAGCAUAAAAGUCGCACAACAAACCUUCUUGUUGUUUAGAGUGAAGAAUAUAGCCAAAUUUUUUCCAUUAAAAAAAAAACCGCAACGAUGCUUCGUCAGGUACGCCUCAGCUACAUUCCUAUGACACUGUUCCGCUCGACCGGGAUCGCGACAAAGCUCGAUCGCAGUUACUUCCCGGUUGCUGCGCGAGUAAGUUCUCAAGCGCCAACCGCAAGCCAUGCGUCUCACGCAAACUGUCGCUUCUGUUGCUCGACGCGGGCGCAACAAUAUGAACCCGAUGGCGACCACAUUGCAAAGAUCGACGAGGAAGUCGCCAAACUGUUAGCCUUGAAGGCACAGCUGAAAGAUUUGAACGAUGGUGGCGCACCGGAACCGGGCAAUAAAAACCUGGUCCUUAAAACUCCGAAAGGUACCCGGGAUUAUGGGCCGGAAUCGAUGGCAUUACGACAACGGAUUUUCGACAAGGUAAUUGCGGUGUUCAAAAAGCAUGGUGCAGAGACAAUCGACACACCGGUGUUCGAACUGAAAGAGGUGCUCACGGGAAAGUACGGAGAGGAUAGCAAGCUGAUCUAUGACUUGAAGGAUCAGGGUGGCGAGAUUUUGGCGCUGCGCUAUGACCUGACGGUGCCGUUUGCGCGUUACGUUGGAAUGGGUAACGUGUUCAACAUUCGAAGGUACCACAUUGCGAAGGUCUACCGGAGAGAUAACCCGGCUAUGACGAAAGGGCGCUACCGGGAGUUCUAUCAGUGCGAUUUUGAUAUCGCCGGUUCGUACGAUCCGAUGCUGCCGGAUGCCGAGUGCGUUAAGGUGGUAGUAGAAAUUUUAACCGAGCUGGAUGUUGGAGAGUUCGUUGUCAAACUAAAUAAUCGAAAGCUGUUGGAUGGGAUGUUCGAAGCUUGCGGUGUGCCGGCUGACAAGUUCCGGACAAUUUGCUCGUCGGUCGACAAACUGGACAAAACUCCCUGGGAAGAAGUGCGGAAAGAAAUGAUUGACGAAAAGGGUUUGGAGGACUCGAUCGCUAACCGGAUCGGGGAGUAUGUCCGCAUGAGCGGAGGAAUCGAACUGGUGGAUAAACUGGCAGAGGACGAGAAUCUUAAGAAAAUUCAGUCCGCAUCGGAAGGCAUCGCUGAAAUGCGCCUACUACUGCAGUAUUGUGAGAUAUUCGGAUUGAAAAACAAUAUCAUUUUCGAUUUGAGCUUAGCGCGAGGGCUAGACUACUACACUGGAGUGAUCUACGAAGCUGUUCUGAAGUCGGAACCGGUCACACCUGGAGGUGCUGCAACAAGGCACAGUAAAGACGAGGAAGUUAGCGUCGGGUCAGUCGCUGGUGGUGGCCGAUAUGAUAACCUAGUCGGCAUGUUUAACCCGAAACGAAAACAAGUUCCUUGUGUGGGGGUUUCAAUCGGAGUGGAAAGAAUUUUCUCGAUUCUGGAGGCAAAAACUCAGCAAAAAGUACGCACGACAGAGGUAGAAGUUUACGUCGCUUCCGCCCACAAAGGAUUACUGCUGAAGCGGAUGGAGAUUCUUGCUAAGCUUUGGGAUGCUGGUUUUAAGGCGGAACAUUCUUACAAACAAAAUCCGAAGCUGCUCGCACAGCUUCAAUACUGUGAAGAGAACCAAAUUCCGUACGCGAUUGUGCUAGGCGAUGGAGAGCUUUCACGAGGGGUAAUCAAAUUAAGAGAAAUCAAGAGUCGCAACGAAACCGAAAUUCCACUGGAAACGCUAACAGAUGAACUUCGUAAUCGCUUGUCACUUUCCUAAUUGCUGGCAUCGGCGCAUCACAUCAUUGUCGUAUUUUAGUUAUAUUCAGUUUUACGAGAUUCUGCUAGUGUGGAUUUGAAAUGCAAUCACUAUAAUUCUAAUAACUUAUUACCAAAUGCAAUAUCUUAAAACUGCUCCACUAUACGACAAAUAAAUGUUUGCUAAGCAGCAAA
Malaya genurostris is the source of this 2364-nucleotide messenger RNA. It is a transcript of the gene HisRS, whose product is annotated as histidine--tRNA ligase. The record is from RefSeq and is a predicted model, not a curated record. Gene Ontology annotation, cellular component: mitochondrion; cytoplasm. Gene Ontology annotation, molecular function: histidine-tRNA ligase activity; ATP binding. Gene Ontology annotation, biological process: mitochondrial translation; histidyl-tRNA aminoacylation. The transcript has 4 exons. Lineage: Eukaryota; Metazoa; Arthropoda; Insecta; Diptera; Culicidae. The coding region runs from base 518 to 2191 and encodes 557 amino acids.